Mercurialis annua (annual mercury) is the source of this 1067-nucleotide messenger RNA. Its product is annotated as RPM1-interacting protein 4-like. The record is from RefSeq and is a predicted model, not a curated record. The transcript has 4 exons. The coding region runs from base 354 to 851 and encodes 165 amino acids. NCBI's taxonomy places the organism in Eukaryota, Viridiplantae, Streptophyta, Magnoliopsida, Malpighiales, Euphorbiaceae.
AAGGACAAUCAUUGAUAUGUCUAUUUGUUAAGAUGGAGUUUUAUGCUUGUCCUUAAUAGAUUAAAAUAUUUUUUGUUAAAUUAGAAAAUUAAUGUAGAUCCAACGGUGCGUGUGAAUGUGCCUAUGUGUUGUUCAAAUUAUUCUUAUAAUAAGAAAUAGAUUUGGGUAUGGCCUGCUUGUUUUGGCUUUGAGACAGCUUUCCAUUGGUUUUAUGGAACUUUGUGGUGAUGGAAUAAUUGUGUGAAAUUGCCUCGAAAUUUCCUCCACCAGCCACCUAAUUAUACUCCAUAGUUUUUGGGCUAACAAGUUUAGAAGGCAGAAGCAUUCUCUACAGUCUACACUACAACUGAUCGAUGGCUUCCGCAGAGCAACGUUCUAAGGUUCCCAAAUUCGGUGACUGGGACAGUGAUGAUAAUGUACCUUACACUGCUUUUUUUGACAACGCUCGAACAGACAAGAUAAACCCAAAUGAUCCCCUACAGAAUCCAGAUGCAUUCUUGCAUCAUCAAGUCCAAUACAGAUCAUCAGCCUCCGAUGGACCAAGAGAAGUUAGUUCUAGUGCAGCCCACAAAAGCAAAUCUGAUUAUCAGAGACGCCAGAAAUCUUCCAGCAACUAUUUUAGACAGCCAACCACAGCUCAACCAUCUCAUGAAAGAAGGACAGCAUCAGUCCCGAAAUUUGGAGCAUGGGACGAAGCAGACCCCAGCUCAGGCGAAGGUUUUACCGUCAUUUUCAACAGAGUGAAAGAAGAGAAACAAGUUGCCUCCACCCAUUUUCCACCACAGCCAACUUCUACUUCCUCUCCAUCAAAGGUCCGCUGGUGUCUAUUCCCAUGGGGGUGCAAGCCAUGAACAUGCUUUUUUUUGGGACUAUAUAUAUCAUACAAAUUUCAUAUUUUCAUUUUUUACUGUUCCUCGUUUUUUUUUUAUUACACUGGGGGGAGGUCGAUUUACAAUGUUCUUGCUUCUAGACUAUGCCUGCAGGGACUUUCGUCUUGAUGAGUAGUAGUAGAGCUACAAUUUUUCACUUUUGUUCCUUAAAUUAUAAAUUCUUACCUUUCGUGCUGC